GGAAGGGGGCGAUAGGGGGGGGAAACACAUACGAGAAAGAGAGAGAGAGAUAGAUAGAGAGAGAGAGAGAGAGAGAGAGAGAGAGAGAGACCGCAAAAUCUGCCAAGCCUUCCUGGUGCGAGGAUCUUGCCUUCUCUCGACACCAGUCUGUCGUUAAGAAACGAUGAGCUCGUGCAGCAGCCGGGCCCUCACACUCCUGUCCUCGGUGUUUGGGGCCUGCGGCCUGCUGCUGGUGGGGGUGGCCGUCUCCACCGACUACUGGCUGCUGAUGGAGGAGGGCAUCGUGCUGCAGCAGAACCAGACCACCGAGGUGAAGAUGGCCCUCCACUCCGGCCUCUGGAGGGUCUGCUUCGUGGCCGGGGCGGAGAAAGGGAGGUGCGUGGCCUCGGAAUAUUUCACCGAGCCAGAAAUAGAGAUCACGACUGAGAACACCGCAAACAUACUGAAAAUGGUUCGGACGGCCACGCCCUUCCCCAUGGUGUCCCUGCUCUUCGUCUUCACUGCCUUCGUCAUCAGCAACAUCGGACACAUCCGCCCGCAGCGCACCAUCCUGGCCUUCGUCUCCGGAAUCUUCUUCAUCCUGUCAGGCCUGAGCUUGGUGGUGGGGCUGGUGCUCUACAUCUCCAGCAUCAAUGACGAGGUGAUGAACAGGCCGCGUGAGCCCGAGCUCUUCUUCCACUACCACUACGGCUGGUCCUUCGCCUUCGCCGCCAGCUCCUUCCUGCUCAAAGAGGGGGCAGGGGUUAUGUCAGUGUACCUUUUCAUGAAACGCUACGCUGAGGAGGAGAUGUACCGGCCCCACCCGGCCCUCUACCGCCCCCGCCUGUCCGAGUGCAGCGACUACAGCGGGCAGUUCCUGCACCCCGAGUCCUGGCCCCCACCGCAGAGGGGCCGCAGCGCCUCGGAGGUCUCCAGCGACAUCUCCAUCCAGCUGAACCAGACACCCCCGCAGCCGCCCAAAAACAACCCCCAACAGAACCCUCCCGCCGGGGUGAUGGCGGCCUCCUCGGGCUCCUCGUCCGGGGCCAGCUACAAACUGCCCCCUCCCUCCUCCUACCCCCACUCCCACACCCUCCACUCCACCCACACCCUGUCCCACAUCCCGCCCUCCCACUCGGGCAACCCGCCCCAGUCCCUGCCCUUGGCCAUGCCCCCCUCGGCCGUGCCCCCGCCCCACUACCACACGCACCUCCGCAUGAGUGCCUCCCCCUGUUAGAUAGUGGGAGUGCGGGAUCAGACAACACACACACAGUGUUACUGAAGAGAGCCCCACACACGUACACACACACAGGGAGGGAGCGAGGUUGACUGAGGAAAUGAAAGCAGGGCUAGAAGUGGAUGAAGAUGUGUGAUAUAUGCGCACAAAUCAAGAGCGUACAUUUUAACUAGCUUUGAAGAAGCAACAGAGAGAGGGGAUGAAUCAUUAUUUAGUCAAUUUCCCCAAAACAGGAGAGAGAAAGAAAGAGCAGAGUUAAAAAGAGGAAUACACAGGGAUAAAACAGAGAGGGGGAAAGGGGUGAGGUAUACAACACAAAAACGUAUAUAUGAAAGAAAAAUAAUAAUUGUAUAUGCAUAUAGAUUUCUACAUAUACUGUAUGUAAACUUGCUGUAGUUAAUAACUUUAAUACUGUCAUGCAAUUUAAUUUAAUUCAUCCCUGAAUUCUUAAAACUGUCUUUCUUCUUAUGCCUUUCCAUUUAUUUUCAUAUGAAAUAAUAUUUAUGAAAUAUGACUUGAUUAAAAUUAUGGUAAUGAGUUAUUAUUAGUAGUAGUUGUAAUUAAAAGAGUUUUACAUUACUAGAAAAAACAUUAAAGUUGGCUCAAAAUGCACAUAUACAUUUAAAUGUAACUUUCUUGCAAGUUGGUUCAGUCAUUUGCAAGCAAGCUAAAUAAUAAUAAUAAUAAUAAUAAUAAUAAUAAUAAUAAUAAUAAUAAUAGAUCACACCAUGAUAAUAAAAGAUAUGAAAGAAAGACAUUUUGAGAUUUUAACAAAUUUACAAUAUCUCAGAUAGAACGUAUUAUUUCCCAUGUUAAACUCUACAGUCUACUAAUAACAACCAUGCUGUACAUACUAGAUAACCUGUAUUGUACAUAGAUAUCAAUGCGCCAUUGGCACAGGCAGAGACUCAUAAACAUCUCUGCAAAUUCUGAGCUCUAAAACAUUUGGGUGAGAGUCUAAUUAAUGUGAAUGCUUUGCCAGGAACGUGCGUGCUUUGUGAAUUGCACAGGGUGGACAAAUGGACCAAGAACAGCACAGGUCAGGCAUGUUCAGCAAAGUACAUCAGACUCCUUACAGCACAGUAGAAGCAAAUUGCACAGUGCAUUGCACCCCCUACAGAGGACAAAGUACACUAAAUUAUAACGUUGUAAUAAGGUGCCGACACUUUGCUGUGCAGGUGAAGAAUAGCGUGCACGGGCCAAGUCCUACACACAAGAUUUUUCUGGUCUCAUUGCAUAGUAUUUUACCGCACAGUUCUUCAAGUAUUGGAACUACCAGAAGUA
Anguilla anguilla (European eel) is the source of this 2500-nucleotide messenger RNA. Its product is annotated as voltage-dependent calcium channel gamma-7 subunit-like. Gene Ontology annotation, cellular component: AMPA glutamate receptor complex; postsynaptic density membrane. Lineage: Eukaryota; Metazoa; Chordata; Actinopteri; Anguilliformes; Anguillidae. The transcript is spliced from 6 exons. Gene Ontology annotation, molecular function: channel regulator activity; voltage-gated calcium channel activity. Gene Ontology annotation, biological process: positive regulation of synaptic transmission, glutamatergic; neurotransmitter receptor transport, postsynaptic endosome to lysosome; neurotransmitter receptor internalization. The record is from RefSeq and is a predicted model, not a curated record. The coding region runs from base 164 to 1216 and encodes 350 amino acids.